UACACCAACUCUCCACAGGAAAAGCUAGAGACGGAACGUGCAGCAGCUCUGGUGCGUUGCGCGGUCCAAAUGGGAUCCUGCUAUACUUUGUAAGUUAGUUAAUUACUCAUAUGAUACCACACAGAUGUCUGGGGGGCUCUAGCCGAUUUUCGUCUCGCUAACUCACUGAUUGACUGAAUGACGGGAUCCUGGGGAAGGCAAACAUUUAAGCAGCGAAGCUGUGAUAUAUAGCCAAAUUCAGAGUCUUAUCACCUCAUCUGGAUAUCAAAGCCUGAACUGUGUUUAACAAUGUGCACUACAACGCUACGUUUGUUUUUGCUGAUGGCCGUCGUGGCUACUAGUGGAAUUUGUCAGUCGAACAGCACGGAGGGGUCUUGGCACACUUUCCCUCAAGUCUCCACUACCCCCAAAACCAACCUGAAGGUGGAUCUCCUGCCUGACCCUCAGCCCAGCUCCCUGAAUACCUUGAUGGUUAACAGUACCCGAUUAAGGGGCCCUCCAUCCUGCAAGGAUCGCACCUCCAUUAAGGUCUAUUUUAAGUACAUUAACACCCUUAUCUCCUGUGUCGUGUUUGUGGUGGGAAUGGUGGGCAAUGCCACGUUGUUGAGGAUUAUUUACCAAAACAAGUGUAUGAGGAACGGACCCAAUGCUCUUAUCGCCAGUCUGGCUCUUGGGGACCUCAUCUACAUCACCAUAGAUAUCCCUAUCAACGUCUACAAGUUGCUUGUUAUGAAAUGGCCGUUUGAUGACAGCUCUUUUGGACUUUUCCUGUGCAAGCUGGUGCCCUUCCUCCAGAAGGCAUCUGUGGGGAUUACAGUACUCAAUUUGUGUGCGUUGAGCGUGGACAGGUACCGAGCUGUAGCAUCCUGGAGCAGAGUGCAGGGGGUGGGCAUCCCCCUGUUUACUGCCAUUGAGAUCUUCUCCAUCUGGGUCCUAUCCAUCAUCCUGGCCGUGCCAGAGGCGGUGGUCUUCAACAUGGUCACUUUCACCUACAACAACCAAAUCAUCCGCACGUGUAUGAUGGAGCCUGAAUCCGACUUCACAAGGUUCUAUGUAGAUUGGAAAGACUGGUGGUUGUUUGGCUUUUACUUCUGUGUGCCUCUGGCCUGCACAGCCAUUUUCUACACACUCAUGACCUGUGAAAUGCUCAACCGCAGAAACGGAAGUCUUCGGAUUGCUCUCAGUGAGCAUCUCAAGCAGCGACGUGAAGUGGCCAAAGCCGUCUUCUGUUUAGUGCUGAUCUUUGCCCUUUGCUGGUUCCCACUGCAUCUCAGUAGACUCUUGAAGAAAAUGGUUUAUGCUGCAAAUGAUGAAAGACGUUGUGAACUACUCAACUUCCUGUUGAUCAUGGAUUAUUUCGGUAUAAACUUGGCCACGGUCAACUCCUGCAUCAAUCCCAUCAUCCUCUACUUUGUCAGCAAAAAGUUCAAGAACUGCUUUAAGUCCUGCCUGUGCUGCUGGUGUUAUACCAAGAACCAGGUGUCCAGCUCUGGACCUAUGAACGGCACCAGCAUUCAGUGCAAAAACCAGGAGCCCUGCAACCUCAAUACUGACAGAAGCCUCCGCAAAGACAGCGACUGAAUAAUGGAGAUCCAACCAAUCGCAACCGCCAGUCAACGUUCAUGCUUAAAACAUUAAAAAACGGCCGUCAGCCAGUGUCCAGCUUUGUAACUGCAUUUCUACGACAGUAACUAGAGGCUCUCUAUGCUCGUCGCAGUACGAGACAGGUUUUAUAUAUAGCCAAAUUAGACAAUGGACCUGAUAUAUUUAAAGUCUCCCGCAGACCCGGAACAGCCAUUCCCAUAGAUCUCUAGACUGUUGUUUUGCAGUGUGAGAAAUUGUGGGAGUUUAAACCAACAGCAACAGGAUGCAGCUGAACCUAACAGCAACAAAUUCAUUCUCAUCAGGAACUCAAAGCGUUUUCCUUAUGUAAACACUGUACUAUGAAAAUGCUUCGGAUCGCCACUGUCCGAUGUAAAAGGAAGUUUCAGAAAGGAAGAGUGAAGUGGUCUGGGUCAAUCUAUGUUCUGCGUCAAUUCUUUUCUAUUAGCUUUGCCAAAGAAACUCCCAGGAUGCCCUUGAGGAGGCAGCCCAUCCUUUAAGUUCAGUGUCCGGUUUAAUGUGCGUUUGUUAUUUUUAAUGUGGCCACAGUUAUGGAAGUUUGAUGCAAAAGCAACAGGAUCUUUUAAGUACAAACGUUUUAUUUUGUUUAGUGAAUCAUGUUGUGCGCUGGACGUCACCUCUGUUUAUUUAGCGGGAAAGAAAGAUAAUGUAGAUACUUUUACCCGGCUUUGUGUUUUGUUAUGUUUCAUGUACAGUACAUAUGCAUGAAAAGUGGCUUUAUCUCUAAUGGUAUCUAAUGCAUUUCAUUAAAAUGAGUCUGUAAGCUUAGAAUAACUUAAAUAUGAUUUACUGAACCUUGAUGAAUCACAUUAAAGAGUACAUUCCUCGAGAUCAUAAAAAAUACAUUUCAUGAAGUGUUUAAUUUUGCCGUGUUUGAAUGUAAGCAAUCUGCCAAGUUUUAAAUCCGAAGGUGAACGAAUAACAAAGUUAUUAGCUUAUAAAAAAGGUAAUCGACUCUGAAUCACGCGAACAAGCCAUGACCUGUCCGAAUCUUUAACCACAAUGUACCUACGUCACUAGAAAAAUCCCCGCCUACUGACUGCGAAAACUUAACUCUCUCCUCCCAAAAAACACUGUACUAGCUCGUUCGUGACGUGUGCAUCAUGUCUAAGAGAAGCUGUGUUCUAUGUAGUGAAACUAAGUCAGUCUUAUUUUCACUACCAAAGGAAGAACUUCUGAGGAAAAAAUGGUUACUAUUUAUUUUUCAAACGACACCAAAGGAGUAUAAACCGAACGUUUUACUUUGCGCGCGUCAUUUUACCGAAGAUUGCUUCAUCAAUCUUGGCGCCUUUACUGCAGGAUACAUUAAACGUCUUUCCUUAAAAGAUGUUGCAAUACCAACUUUAUUUGGACCUGUAAGCUCCACCGAAUCACAACCUGUAAGUGUGACUCU
This is a messenger RNA of Triplophysa rosa, 3016 nucleotides long. It is a transcript of the gene ednraa, whose product is annotated as endothelin receptor type Aa. The coding region runs from base 289 to 1581 and encodes 430 amino acids. Gene Ontology annotation, molecular function: endothelin receptor activity. NCBI's taxonomy places the organism in Eukaryota, Metazoa, Chordata, Actinopteri, Cypriniformes, Nemacheilidae. Gene Ontology annotation, biological process: regulation of blood pressure; vasoconstriction; G protein-coupled receptor signaling pathway. Gene Ontology annotation, cellular component: membrane. The transcript is spliced from 8 exons. The record is from RefSeq and is a predicted model, not a curated record.